UCAUUGUGCUCUAAAUAUUGUAUUAUGUGAGGCACUUAUUGCAACAAAGGGCCAGGUCAGCAGAUUAUACAUACGCCAUCUCCAAAGUGACCUCUAGUUAUGAGGUCAUACAGGUGAGAGCACUCUUUAGGCUAGUAUUUGUGAUCAUUGGCAUACAUAAAAUCACAAUAGUUUUCACACUUUUAGGGAAAUGUGUAUACAAGGAAUAUUUAUUUUACCAUAUAACGUGUGUGUGUGUGUGUGUGUGUGUGUGUGUGUGUGUGAACAUGCAUGUGUUUGUGAUGUAUGUCAGAGGACAGAGUGUGGCAGCAGAGAAGCACACAGAGAGACCAGUGGUAGUGAUAUGUGAACGCUGCAGAGGGGACAGAGGCAGUAACACCAUGAGCGUAACUCUGGAUUCGCGGUUUCAGGCUCUACCUGAGAGACGUGAAUACAGGGUACGUGGUCGUCGACCUCAUCAGAAUUGUUUUAAUCUAUCAGAUACAUGUAAAUAACAAGCUUAAAUCAAGCAUUUCACUUUGUCAUCUCCCAAAAUGUUGGUUUUACCAUCCAUUUCCACCCUUUGUCUCUUUCAGUUCAUCUAUAUUUGAUUUUAUUGCACCUGUAUAUUCAUUUUGUAAUCAUAUCAUAUUCAUUCAUUUCUUGAUGAUGAUUAAGAUGAUGAUGGUUAAUUAGUUAAUUGUACUAGAUAGUUCUUCACUUGUGGUCCUAUGCAGCUCAGUUGGUACAGCAUGGCACCAGGAUAGUGGGUUUGGUUCCUGGGACAAACCGUAUGUAAAAUGUAUGCACACAUGACAGUAAGGGACCGUAAAAAAAUGAUUCGGGGAGACGGGAUGUCAUUAAGAACCUAAAAAAUAUUUUCACAUGACCCUCCCCUUUGCUUUACCCUCCCCGCGUGAAUUCUGUUCUAACUCGCCCUGGUCAACUGUAAGUGCUGUUAUUUUGUGAAGUGGAAACAUCUCGGAGCAACAACGGCUCAGCCACAAGGUGGUAGGCCACACAAGCUCACAGAACGGGACGGCAGAGUGCUGAAGCACGUAGUGUGUAAAAACCGUUUGUCCUUGGUUGCAACACUCACUACCAAGUUCCAAACUACCUCUGGAAGCAACGUGAGCACAAGAACUGUUUGUCGGGUUUCUAUGGCUGAGCAGCAGCACACAAGUCUAAUAUCACAAUGCGCAAAGCCAAGUGUUGGCUGAAGUGGUGUAAAGCUCGGCGUGGAAACGCAUUCUCUGGAGUGAUGAAUCAAGCUUCAUCAUCUGACAGUCCGACGGACGAAUCUGGGUUUAGCAUAAGCCAGGAGAAUGCUACAUGACCCAUUGCAUAGUGCCACAUGUAAAGUUUGGUGGAGGAAUAAUGUUUUGGGGCUGUUUUUCAUGGUUCGGGCUAGGCCCCUUAGUUGCAUUGAAGGGAAAUCGUAAAGCUACAGCAUACAAUGCCAAUCUAGACGAUUCUGUUCAACUUUGUGGCAACAGUUUGGGGAAGGCCCUUUCCUGCUUCAGUAUGACAAUGCCCCCGUGCACAAAUCUGUUAAUGCAGUAUGCAAAUUGGAGUGUGUCCAUGGUUCUGGGAUAAUGGUGUUGAUGUGAGCCAUGACAAGCCUUUGAAAGCAUUUCAUGACUACAAAUGUGAGUGCUAUAGGGCGAUAAUCAUUUAGACAGGUUACCUUGGCGUUCUUGGAGGUAUUACAGACUGGUCAGGGAGAGAUUGAUAAUGUCAGUGAAGAUACCUGCCAGCUAAAUGGCUAUUAUUCAACGACAAACAUGUUCUUGGAAAUUGCAUUCCCAUGUAUUUUGAUUUGUUUAACACUUUGUUUGGUUACUAUAUUGUUAUUUCAUAGUUUUGAUGUCUUCACUAUUAUUCUACAUUGUAGAAAAUAGUAAAAAUAAAGAAAAACUCUUGAAUGAGUAGGUGUGUCCAAACUUUUGAUAGUUACUAUAUAUAUGUAUGUAUAUGUAUAUUAUAUAUUAUGUAUAUUAUAUAUAUGAUGUAUAUUAUCUCCUCAACAGUGAAGGGUUAAUAUAUUGUGCAGAGUAACAUUAACACAAAUUCAUCAUCAAAGAGACUUUUAUUAAUUUCUUCAUGUAAUUUCUCUCUUUCUAAGCCCUUUGAAUUGUACGUUUAGGAUAUCCACAUUAAAGUUUGCUUUUACUUCUUCUUUGAAUGGUGGCCCGUUGAGUAGUAACUCUGGAAAGUAUCAAGUUAUGCAACAUAUCAAACGUGUCAUUUCCUUCAGCCACAGAUGUCUUGAGCAGUUAUUGCCCCCAUUAAACUGGAACUCGCUGUAAAAAUAGACUUGGAACUAUAUCCUUACAUUUGUGGAUUUAAAUCUCUGGAUGAAUUACUGUUGGCUGUAUUCCUUUAAAAUAAAAACAUGUUUAAAAAAGAGAAAUAAAGAGAAAUAUUGCAAGGGGCUGUAGCUUUCUGUGUAAUUUACAGGUCACUGGGUUAUAUGUCUGCUUGUAUUUCAUCUGGAAUCAGAGGAUGUUGCCUUCCUUGUGAAGCUUGAUAUAUUUCACUAGUAACUGUGAUUGAAAAGAAAAUCUGGUGCUCAUUUGAUACUACAGAUGGAGGCUAUCACUUGUGGGUUGACGCUUAUUCAACGAAGGAAAAUUCGGUGUCUUGCAAACAGCAGUGCCACUUCUUCUGAAUGUCUGCAGUGACAGGCAGCUAGACAACAGACACCACAUCAGGUGGCAUUUAUAUAGCCUGAAUUGUGCAUUGGAUUUGAACAGAUGACCAUCGCGUGAAUACUGGUUUUUAUACUUACUCAGAAUCAACACAGCUUCAUUGGCUUCAAGACAGUGUUAAAAAGCAGGUCAUCUGGCCCUUUCUGAUACAGAGAAUCAUGCACAUCACAGGAGCUGAAAGACUCAUCCUCAUUGGUGGUCUGCUGCAAGGUGUUCUGUGCCUCGACUUUGCAGCGCUGAUGCCUCAGAAUAUAAAUGCUCUGAGUGGAUCUUGUGUGGACAUUCCCUGCUCAUUUACACUGCAAUUAGGAUUUGAUUCGUACCUCACAACUUCAUGUAAAGGAAUAUGGAGGAAAGGGUGGCCAGGAGUACAGGUGUUUGAUUCCAGUCUCACAGGGACAAGCUUUAACACCAUUCAAGGGAAUCUAACUGGGAACAUGCAGCAGAAGGAAUGUACCACAAUCCUGAAUGAUUUACCUUCUUUAAAUGACUACUUUUCAUUUAGAAUUGAAUGUGACAAUUAUCUGAAAUAUAAUUUUCCAGAACUUGUCACAAUUUAUGUAAAAGAAAAUCCAUCCAAACCCACUCUAAGUCCAGCAACAGUAAAUGUGAUGGAGGGGACCUCAGUGAGUCUGAUCUGCUCUGCUGCAGCCCCCUGUCCCUUACUCCCUCCAACUCUGACAUGGACCCCCAAACUGAGUGACAGUGUGGAGGAUUUGAAGGUGACUCCGAAUCGAGUCAUAACUUCUAUCCUGAACUUUACCGCUUCACAUGUCCACCAUGGAGAGAAGAUCUCCUGCACUGCGCUGUACAAACGACAAGCUGGCAAGAGUGAUAAAUCAUCCAAAACUGAUCUGACAGUCGCUGUUCUUUACUCUCCCAAGAACACCUCAGUGUCAGUCAGUCCCUCUGAUUCAGUGGUAGAGGGCAGGUUUGUGAUUCUGACUUGCAGCAGCAAUGCUAACCCAGCAGUGUGGCGCUACAACUGGUACAGAGUUAUUGGAGAGCAGGUUUCAACAGUGGGGGCUAGCAGAACGCUAACUGUCCAGGUACCAGCAGAUGACAGUUAUUUCUACUGUGAAGCCAUCAAUGACCAUGGAACCGAGAAGUCAUCUGUCAUUGAACUAGAUGGAAUGUACCCUCCCAAGAACACCUCAGUGUCAGUCAGUCCCUCUGGUUCAGUGGUAGAGGGCCGCUCUGUGACCCUGACCUGCAACAGCAAUGCCAACCCUGCAGUGAAGAACUAUACCUGGUACAAAAUCAAUGGGACUGAGGCUGUCCUUUUAGGAUCUGGAGAGAGCUUCACCUUAGACAGUAAAGCAAGUGAUAGCGGGGAGUACUGCUGUGAAGCACUGCAUGCACUCGGUAAAGAAAAAGCCACAGUUGUUCAGCUGGAUAUUCAAUAUCCCCCCAAGAACACCUCAUUGUCAGUCAGUCCCUCUAGCUCAGUAGCAGAGGGCAGCUCUGUGACUCUGACUUGCAGCAGCAAUGCCAACCCAGCAGUGAAGAACUACACCUGGUACAGAGUUGAGGGAAGCGAGAAGGACAUUGUCGGGUCUGAAGAGGACCUCAACAUCUCCAGUGUGACCAGGCUUUCAAAUGAAAAGUACUACUGUGAGGCUCAGAAUGUCCAUGGACUGCAGACCUCUGAAGCCAUCAGUAUCAAUGUAACGUUUGCUUCAGAGAUCCUGAACACCUCUCACUGCAUCAGGAUUUCAGCUACAUCUCAGAUCAGAUGUUUCUGUGAUAGCUAUGGGAACCCUACUCCCACACUGGUGUGGCAACUGUCUGGAGAGUCUGUCAAUCACUCAACUAACACCAUCAUCAUGGAGGAGCCAAUGGGCCAAGCAGGCCUGAGGAGCUCCAUCACCAUCCACCAAUCACAGGAAGAGAAAAUACAGAGUCUGGUCUGCCUCAGCUCCAACUUUGUUAAUUUUGACAGCUUCACGUUUGACUUAACAUCAAUGAAAACAUUGGAAGGUUUCCAUCUUCCCUCUCUGUUGAUCGGGGCUGGUGUGGGGGCAGGAGUGAUGAUGCUCCUAUGCAUCCCACUACUUCACUUCUGCAAGCAUAGGAGAGCCAGGCAGUCACCAAGCAAAAGACAGAAGGACACAGCAGAGUUCAUAGUGACGGAUGAGGAGACCCUCUUUCAGGAGGAGGACAAUGUCUAUGCCAAUAAAGCCAUGCUGGAUGAGGCCCUCGGGCCCAACAGGACAGUGGACAGGGAAAUCGACGACACAGACCUCCUCCACUACGCCAACUUGAACUUCUCCAAACUCCAGGCCAAGGUGGCCGAGCGGGGGGUGGGGGAGGGAGAGAUCAGGGGAGUCGCCUCCAAAACGGCAGAGUACGCAGUGAUCCGCCUGCACUCCACAGGCAGUAUCGAGGGAGGGGCUGAGAAGAAGGAGGCCAUUCCUGCUCUGGAGCAGGGGGAGCACGCUGAGGACCAUGGAGCUAAAGUCUUGGAAGAAUCCCAGGCAGGGCACGAGAGUGACGAGGAAGAAGAAGUUGCAAAAGAUUCUGCGCUGCCAGAGCUACAGGGUGUGACUAAUUAUGCCCUCAGUGUCCAGGAGUAUACAGAGUCCCCACUGGGACAGUCUGAGCAGCACAACACAGCAGAAACUGCAGUGGACGAGGUGACACUGCUUUCUGAACCGAAAGAUUCCGCUAAUGGUGAAGAGGAGGACACAUAUGGGAACAUAUGUCGUGGUCAGGUCAUAUCUGAAGCAAAUUGUGAACAACCUGAGUUAGAUAGGAGGACGAGUAGGAGAGUGUAAAGGCGUAGUAAGCUGAUGUAUAGAGGGAGUAAAGCUUAAAUGCAGAUAAGGUUGUGAAAAAUCACCCAUAAUGCACUGCAGAGAAAUUCUCGUCACCUUCCAAACUAGAACCACUAUGUCCACCUUUUUUUUAACACCAGUUAUUCUACAGUGUCUGUUCAUCAGUUGGAUUUUCAUCUCUAUAUAUACAAUAUAUACAAAUGUCUGUGGACACCCCUUCAAAUUAGUGGAUUCGGCUAUUUCGGCUUAAAAUGAAAUCCAAUAAGGAAAUACAUUAGAUUUUGUCCUGCUGAUCGACACAACCAACUCCACAUUUUCAAAGUGAAAGAACAAUUCUGUAUAUAUUUUUCCAAUUGAAUAAAACAAAAAAACAAAGAUGUCUUGAUUGCGUAUGUCUUCACACCCCAGAGGUAACACCUGGUGGAAGCACCUUGGGCCGCCAUUAUAGCUGUGAAUCAUUUUGAAUAAGGUUCUACUAACUUUGCACAACUCUUAGGCUAACACAUACCCAUUGUUUUUUGUCCAAAUAGCUCAAGCUCAGUAAAUUUGGUUUGGGAGUCAUUGAUGGACAGCAAUAUUCAAACAUUGUCUCUAAUUGUCAAGCAGAUUUAAGUCAGCACAAUCCACAGUACUUGAAAAUACAGAGGGUUUCACUCUGUGUUGUGUAGUUCUGGAUUUGGCCCGUGGUUUAUAAUUUAGGCCAGAAAAAAUGCAUUUCCUGUGUUGUCUUGCAGUAUUACUUAACAGCCUUGUUGCCAACAGAAUGUUUGAUUUGAAGGGGAUUUUUUUUAAACACAGGCUUCCUCCUUUUCACUUUUCUAUCGAGGCUAAUAAUGUGGAGUGAAUGCAAUGUUGUUGAUCCUCCUGUUUGUGGUGGAAACAAUGUGUCAUUGGUGUGCUUGACCUCGGCAGGGAUUGGAGAGUUUGUCAGGAUCAUAAUAAAUAUGAAAGGAGCAAAACCCAGAUUAACAAAGCCCAGAUUCAGUCUUCUGAAUACCAAACACUGGGAUAGAGUUGUAUUUUUCAGCGAGUCAAUUGCACACAUUUUAAUCUCAAAGACACACCAGAAUGGCUUUCCAAUAGCUGUUGACUGCUUCUGAAUGGUUCAGUGUGGUUCAGUCCUGAUUUAAAUCUGCAUGAAAUUUGAGACAAGGGGCUGGACUCAAUCCGUAUCGCUGUAGUCAAAUCCAAUGAAAAUCAAAUCAAGAAGCUGAUUUUCAAGGUUUGAAUUUUGCUGUCCAUCAAUGACUCCCAAACAAAUAUACUGGGCUUGAGCAAUUUGGACAAAAACAAUGUGUAUAUGUUGCCCUAUGAGGUGGUCAAAGUUGGCAGAAUCUAAUUCAAAAUGAUUGACAGCUCUAAUGAAUGCCAAAGGUGCUUCCACCAAGUAUUUACUCUGGGGUGUGAAGACACAUAAUUAAGACAGCUCUGUUAUUUUUUAUUUAUUUAUUCAUUUGGAAAAUGUUCUGUAUUUUUUUCUUUCACUUUUAAAAUGUAGAGUAAGUUAUGUACAUCAGUAGGAAAACAAUCAAAUGUCAUACAUUUUUUAUUUACUUUUAAGGCAGCAAAAUGUUCAUCUUGCAACAGUUAAGAGUGUAAUAUUUGUUUGUUUUUCAAAGUUUUGUUCCUCUUCUAUGAAUUUGUAACUUAUUGUUGCACAGACAAUGUGUAUUUAUGAACUUACAAAAUGUGUGUGAUGGUUAUGAAUCACUUCAACAUGUUGUAUUGUUGUUUUUAUUGUCUUUUUUAUUGAAAAUGUAUUUACAAUGUUUAAAGCUGAAUACAGGUGGAUACAGGUUACAAGCAGUCAGUAAAUUCAGCAUGAUUCAGUAACUAUGUAAAGUCAGAAGUCAGUAAUAAUGCACAUUGCAAUGUUAAACAAAUAUGGAGACAUGGUGUCAGUUACAUAGCAUAUACACAAUAGCACAUCCUGUAAUAUGGGACAUUUCUAAACAGUGAAGCACUUCUGUUUUGACAGCCUAGUAAGCACACAUUGCAUUGAUGUACCGCACGAUGUUCAAACCCACUUUGAAUGACGUCAAUAAACUCUGUUUUCUGCCA
Molecule: messenger RNA, 7528 nt
Organism: Oncorhynchus keta (chum salmon)
Lineage: Eukaryota; Metazoa; Chordata; Actinopteri; Salmoniformes; Salmonidae
Product: myelin-associated glycoprotein-like
Exons: 12
Coding region: 2849-5467 (872 amino acids)
Source: RefSeq, a predicted model, not a curated record